Molecule: messenger RNA, 3033 nt
Organism: Tachysurus fulvidraco (yellow catfish)
Lineage: Eukaryota; Metazoa; Chordata; Actinopteri; Siluriformes; Bagridae
Product: vomeronasal type-2 receptor 1-like
Exons: 9
Coding region: 1-3033 (1010 amino acids)
Biological process (GO): G protein-coupled receptor signaling pathway
Cellular component (GO): membrane
Molecular function (GO): G protein-coupled receptor activity; nucleic acid binding
Source: RefSeq, a predicted model, not a curated record
AUGUACAUACUUAAAAUAUUUCAUCUGGGUUUUCUGCUCUGUACACAAACAGGCUUUGCAUGUAAGUUGCUAGCUCAGUUUGAAUUGCAAAGUAUAUUGAAAGAAGGAGACAUAUUGAUAGGUGGCAUUUUUCCACUAUAUUCAAAACAGGAGAAUAUAGUUUAUUCCUUUAACAGAAAACCACAAAUGGCAGAAUGUGACGGAUUUGGAUUACAGGCUUAUCAAUGGAUGAGGACCAUGUUGUUUGCAGUAGAUGAAAUAAAUCAAGAUGAUCGUUUGCUUCCCAACAUUUCUCUUGGAUACAUAAUUCUGGACUCUUGUUCCUCUCCUACUAAAGUUCUGAGAGCUGCACUCACAUUGAUGAGCACAUCACAGCAAAACGGCUCUCAAUGUAAUCCACCUCCAAUAUUAGCUCUUAUAGGUGAAUCAGGAUCUACUCAGUCUUUAGUUGUUGCCGGGGCAGUUGGACCAUUUAAAAUACCUAUGGUGAGUUACUUUUCAACAUGUGCAUGUUUGAGUGACAAAACAAAAUAUCCUACAUUUUUCCGAACAAUACCAAGUGAUUACUACCAAGCAAAGGCUUUGGCUUUCCUUGUUAGACAAUAUGGAUGGACAUGGAUUGGAGUUAUAAUGUCUGACAAUGAUUAUGGGCUGAAUGGGAUAUCAGCAUUCAGAAAGGAAGUGGAGGCUCAUGGUGUCUGCAUUGCAUUUGUUGGCACAGUUUUGCGAACAUAUCCCCAAAGCAAAAUCCUCGAAGCUGUUGAACUGAUCAAGCAUUCAACUGUCAAAGUAAUUCUCGCAUUUGCGCCAGAGAGAGAUAUUGAUCCUUUAAUGAAAGAAGUGCUGAAACAGAACAUUACAGGAAUACAGUGGAUUGGAACUGAGUCCUGGGUAACUGCAGCCAGUCUUUCCACACCAGAAAUAUUCAAAUAUUUUGGAGGAACAAUAGGACUUAUGGUCCGAAAAAUGGAUAUACCUAAACUGGGACCAGUUCUCAAAGAUAUCAGUCCUUAUAAAGAUUCAGAAUCAAGUUUUGUCAGUGAUUUUUGGGAGGCAUUGGUGGGCUGUAGACCUCCAUCUAAAAGCAAUUAUUCAAGUAUUGCCACAAAAAUAUGCUCAGGAAAAGAAGACGUUGAUUAUACAAACAAUUUUUUUGAUGUAUCACAACUUAGAGUCUCAUAUAAUGUCUAUCAAGGAGUGUAUGCAGUUGCACAUGCCCUACACCAAGGGAUGUUUUGUGAAAGGCCUGAAAGCAAUGUCUCGGGACUGUGUCUUAAUGCUUCACAGCUUACCCCAAAUCUAGUAACUGAGCAGUUGAAAAAAGUACGUUUUGUGGAUGCAUUUGGAGAGCUAGUGUUCUUUGACAAGAACGGAGACCCACCUGCCUCAUAUGAAGUCAUAAACUGGCAGCUGAGAGACGGUCAAGUGCAGCAUAUUCCAGUUGGUCAUUUCAGCACAUCUGCAAAUGGACAAUAUGUACUUGUGAUUAAUGAAGACAAGAUAGUCUGGAGCACUGGAAAUUUGACCCCAAAAGCUGUUUGCUCAGAAAUCUGUCCACAAGGCACAAGAAAAGCACAUAUUAAAGGUUUACCUCUGUGCUGCUUUGACUGUAUCCCAUGUGCUGAUGGCUCUAUAUCAAAUACAACAGGAGCAACAGAUUGUAUCACCUGUCCUGAGGAGUACUGGUCUAAUGAAAGAAAAGACAGCUGCAUCAUGAAAAUAAUAGAGUUUCUUUCAUACACUGAAACUAUGGGAAUUAUUCUUAUGACACUGUCACUAUUUGGUGCCUGUUUAACUUGUUCUACUAUGGUGGUGUUUAUUCAUCUCAGACAUACACCAUUAGUUAAAGCAAAUAAUUCUGAGCUGAGCUUACUUUUACUUCUUUCCCUUAUAUUUUGCUUCCUCUGCCCACUCACAUUCAUUGGUGAGCCCACGGUUUGGUCCUGCAUGUUACGUCAUACAGCAUUUGGCAUUGCCUUUGCACUCUGCAUUUCCUGUAUGCUGGGGAAAACUAUAGUUGUGGUAACUGCCUUCAGAGCAACAUUACCUGGGAACAAUAUGGCAGCAAAGUUUGGACCACCUCAGCAAAGGGCUAUUGUGUGUUCAUGCACUGCAGUUCAAAUACUUAUUUGUAUCCUGUGGCUAAAUGUUGCACCACCAUUCCCAGAUAGAGUUAUUGAGCAGCGCAGUAAAAAAAUUAUUCUAGAAUGUAACACAGGAUCAGAUGCUGCGUUUUAUGCCGUUCUAGGAUACAUUGGCCUUCUUGCUAUAGUUUGUUUGGUCCUGGCCUUUUUAGCCAGGAAGCUACCUGAUAAUUUUAAUGAAGCCAAAUUCAUCACAUUCAGUUUGCUUAUAUUCUGUGCAGUUUGGAUCACCUUUAUUCCAGCUUAUGUCAGCUCUCCUGGAAAGUAUACAGUAGCUGUAGAAAUAUUUGCAAUUUUGUCUUCAGCUUUUGGCCUGCUGAUAUGCAUUUUUGUACCAAAAUGUUACAUCAUUUUAAUCAAACCAGAGAGAAAUACAAGAAAACAUGUAAUGGGAAAUACACCAAAGAAACUGCUGAUCUACUGGGAUUUUCAUGCACGACACCGGGCGCCACUCCUGACAGCUAAGAACAGGAAACUGAGGCUACAAUUCACACAGGCUCACCAAAAUUGGUCAAUAGAAGAUUGGAAAAAUGUCACCUGGUCUGAUGAGUCUCGAUUACUGCUGCGACAUUUGGAUGGUAGGUCACCGGAUCUCAGUCCAAUAGAGCACCUUUGGGAUGUGGUGGAACGGGAGAUUCGCAUCAUGGACGUGCAGCCGACAAAUCUGCAGCAACUUCGUGAUGCUAUCAUGUCAAUAUGGAGCAAAAUCUCUGAGGAAUGUUUCCAGUACCUUGUUGAAUCUAUGCCACGAAGAAUUAAGGCAGUUCUGAAGGCAGAAGAGUACAACCUGAGUGCUGGGACCCACUGCUCUGGCCAUGCAGUUCGUUUCCAGUAUGGUGCCUUUUCUAUCAGCUCUGUGGAUAACUGGAGUCAGCUGUGCAACAAGUGA